ACAACAUGAGAAAUUGUACUAAAGGGUCGCAGCAUUAGGAAGGUUGAGAACCACCGGCCUAGGCUGCUCUUGAACUCACUACGUAUACAAUGAUAACCUUGGACUUCUCAUCCUCCUGGCUCCAUUUCCAAGUGGUUUGUAUUACAGGAAUGCACCACUAUGCCCAAUUUAUGCUGCAGCCCAGGGCUUUGUGAUGCAGGCAAGGCCUGAGUCACAGCCCCAGUAUGCUCUCGCCUCUACCGUUUGUUCAUUUGUUUUUUAUUAGAAGCAAGGUUCCAUUCUGACCCAGACUGACUUGAGAUUCAUUCCGUAGCGGCAGUCCUCUUACUUUAGCUUCCUGAGUGCUGGGAUUACAAAUGUGACCCACCACUCCUGGCUCCUUUUGAGGCUACCCUUGAAAUUCCGAUUCUUUGGCCUCUACCUCCAAGUGCUGGGAUAAUAGAUGUGCGCCACUACGUUUGGUUCUGAUCUUCAUUUUGGAAAACACCCUCUGCUUUGCUGUGUGGUGAACUUACUACAGGUCAGGAGGGCGGAAGCCGAGAGACAGAGGAGGUGACAGGUCCAGAAUGUGUCUCAGUCCAUGGAGGUCCUUGAGUUAAGGACAUAUCGAGAUCUCCAGUAUGUUCGCAGCAUGGAGACGCUCAUGCGGAGCCUGGAUGCAAGGCUCAGGGCAGCUGAUGGGUCAGUCUCAGCCAAAAGCUUCCAGGAACUGAAAGACAGGAUGACAGAGCUGCUGCCCUUGAGCUCGGUGCUGGAGCAGUAUAAGGCAGACACGCGGACCAUUGUGCGCCUGCGGGAGGAAGUGAGGAACCUUUCUGGCAAUCUGGCUGCCAUCCAGGAGGAAAUGGGAGCCUAUGGGUACGAGGACCUGCAGCAACGCGUCAUGGCCCUGGAGGCACGACUCCAUGCCUGCGCGCAGAAGCUGGGCUGUGGGAAGCUGACAGGGGUCAGUAACCCCAUUACCAUUCGGGCCAUGGGGUCCCGAUUCGGCUCCUGGAUGACUGACACAAUGGCCCCCAGUGCAGACAGCCGGGUCUGGUACAUGGAUGGCUAUUACAAAGGCCGCCGGGUGCUGGAGUUCCGUACUCUGGGAGACUUCAUCAAAGGCCAGAACUUCAUCCAGCACCUGCUGCCGCAGCCGUGGGCAGGUACGGGCCAUGUGGUGUACAACGGAUCUCUGUUCUACAACAAGUACCAGAGCAAUGUGGUGGUCAAGUACCACUUCCGGUCGCGCUCCGUAUUGGUGCAGAGGAGCCUCCCUGGGGCUGGCUACAACAACACCUUCCCCUAUUCCUGGGGUGGCUUCUCGGACAUGGACUUCAUGGUAGACGAGAGCGGGCUGUGGGCUGUGUACACUACCAACCAGAAUGCGGGCAACAUCGUUGUCAGUCGGCUGGACCCUCACACCCUGGAGGUCGUGAGGUCCUGGGACACCGGGUACCCCAAGCGCAGUGCCGGGGAGGCCUUCAUGAUCUGCGGCGUCCUCUAUGUGACCAACUCUCACCUGGCCGGAGCCAAGGUCUACUUUGCAUACUUCACCAACACGUCCAGCUACGAGUACACGGAUGUGCCCUUCCACAACCAGUACUCGCACAUCUCCAUGCUGGAUUACAACCCCAGGGAGCGGGCCCUGUAUACCUGGAACAACGGGCACCAGGUGCUGUACAACGUCACCCUCUUCCACGUCAUCAGCACUGCCGGGGACCCCUAGGCGUCCCUGCAAAGGCUGUGGGGAUCCUUUCCACAUUGCCUGUGACCCCCUCAACCUUCUCUUGGCCAUGCCCUUCCCUUCCUAAAUUCCUUCUCUCCACCUUCCCAGUCCAGCUUUCUGUUCUCUAUCUGUGCUUUUUCUCCAUUUUAUUGAUCUUUUGAUACUUCACUUCUGAGUCUUUCUGCCUUUUUAUGGAUGCUUCUCUUCCUUAUGACCAAACCCCUCUCUUCUCCCUCAGCCCACUCUCCAUCCUUCCCUUCCCUCCCUGUUUCCCACACAUUCCUUAUCCCUCACUCCCUCCCUACCUCUGCAUGGAUUUUUUUUUUCUUAAUUUACAUUUUCUUUCCGGGUUGCCAGAAUAAACCGGACCUUUGACAUCUGA
Messenger RNA from Myodes glareolus (Bank vole), 2093 nucleotides. The record is from RefSeq and is a predicted model, not a curated record. NCBI's taxonomy places the organism in Eukaryota, Metazoa, Chordata, Mammalia, Rodentia, Cricetidae.